Pantherophis guttatus is the source of this 4696-nucleotide messenger RNA. RefSeq names its product leucine zipper tumor suppressor family member 3 (gene LZTS3). Gene Ontology annotation, biological process: regulation of dendritic spine morphogenesis. The record is from RefSeq and is a predicted model, not a curated record. NCBI's taxonomy places the organism in Eukaryota, Metazoa, Chordata, Lepidosauria, Squamata, Colubridae. Gene Ontology annotation, cellular component: dendritic spine.
CUCGCUCGCUUGCCAUGCCGGUGGCGGCGCUCGCCUUCCUCCCUUGCGCUGCUCGUCUGGAUCGCUCCCGUAGCCGCGCAAGGAAAGCUGCGCCGGUUUGCCUGGGCUCGGCUCGGGGUGGAUGAACCCCCCACGCCCGGAAAAAGCCGGCUCUGGCUUGCCAGAAAAGCCCCCGGCAGCUGCGCCCGCCCGGACCUCGGCUUGCAAAGAAGUGCCUACGAGGCGAGGAAGCCCCUUCAACCCGAGUGUUUGGUGGGAGUUAUAUGAAGAAAACCUCCUGGAACAUCCAGAGCCACUGACUUCCCACCUUUUGCCAUGGCCAAAUUAGAGACCCUCUCCAUCCUGAGUGAUGCCAGCUACCACAACCAGGAGACCUUCCAUGCCUUCCACCCCAGAAGCUCCGAAUCCACCUCGCAGAGCAGCGUGGGCAGCGGCGUCGCUCACGAAAAAGACUUUGGGGUGAAGAGCCUGGUGGUCACCAGGCCUCAGAACACCAACCAGCCGCUGGACGGGACGCGGAGUAGCUACUCUCUCUCCACGCGUCACGCCGGGGAGGAGAAGUCUCGUUCCAUCUACAUCAACGGGGACUUGCGCAAGUGCGAGAAGGGAAAAAGCGAUGUCGGUGGGAACGUGGCGGCCAACAACGAGAAAAAUAUGCCUCCGCCGCUGCCCCAGUACAGAGAAGCCAAUAAACCACCAAAGAUAUUGCCAGUCUCUGGGAAACUGGACCAGAAUACUGAGCCCUUAGUUAGACCUUCAGCCUUUAAACCAGUUGUUCCUAAAAACUUCCAUUCCAUGCAAAACCUGUGUCCACCGCAGAACAAUGGCGUGGCCACCGAGAACCGCAAGACGUUAAACCACACGCACAGCAAUAGUCCUGCGCCAGUCAAAAGCAGCCUGGAGAAGGCCAGCCUUAACAGGACUACCAACCCAGGAGUUGGUCUCUCCGAUUCUGGCCGCAACUCUUUAACCAGCUUGCCCACGUACGGCACGGGCUACAGCCAGCACGUGGGACCCAUGAGCGCGUCCACCAGUCACAUCAACCGCAUCGGGACCACCUACGGCGAGAAGAACGUUGUGGGAUACAACGGGAUAUCUACCUCAGACAGCGGCCGGUCUUCCACGAAGAGCACCUCUUCCUUCAGCCGACUCAACCAUCUCAACGAAACGAUGCCUUUCCACUCGCCUUCCACGGACGACAUCAUCCAAGACUUGGAGAACCGCCUGUGGGAGAAGGAACAGGAAGUCCUCCAGAUGAGGAGGAACCUGGACAAGAGCGAGGCGGCCAUCUACCAAGUCUUUGAGGAGAAACAAAAGAUUUGGGAACGGGAGAUGGACGAGCUGAGGCAGAACUACGCCAACAAGCUCCAGCAGGUCUCCAAGAAAGCCCAGCGAGCUCAACAAACUCUCCAGCUCCAGAUCUUUAAGCUCCAGCAGGAGAAGAAGAAGCUCCAGGAUGACGUCGCUCAGCUCCUUCAACAGCGAGAAGAGCUGGAGAAGAAAUUUGUGGCUUUCAAAAAAGAACAGGCUGACUUUCUUCCCAAGAUUGAAGAGACCAAAUGGGAGGUGUGCCAAAAGGCAGGUGAGAUCUCCCUGCUGAAGCAACAGCUGAAGGAUUCUCAAGCGGACGUGUCCCAGAAGCUGAACGAGAUCGUUGGGCUGCGUACCCAACUCAAAGAAGGCAAGAGCUUCCUCCGAGAGAAAGAAGAGCAGUUCAUGACUCUGAAGGACUCCUACAGCACCAAAAGCGUCAGCCUGGACUUCUGUGAGAAUGAGCUGCAGCUCAAGAUGGCAGAGGUCCAGAUGCUGAGGGAGAAGCUCAGCCAGUGUGAGCUGGAAGUCUCCAACUUGAAGCAGACCUUGGCUCACCUGGGAGGACACCCCAAUCACGUCGCUUCGGAACUCCCGGAGAAGCUCACGGCGAGGGACCCCUUGGCCUGCGAGAGCGACGAGGCCAAGAUGAAACGGCAGAGCGAGGAGAACCUCAACGCCUUGAGGAGAGAAGUGGAGAGGCUCCAGGCGGAGUUGAAAGCGGAGCGCCAGUUACGGGAGCAGCAGAUUUUGGACUUCGAGGAGGAACGUUGCACGUGGCAAGACGAGAAAGAGAAAGUCAUCAAGUAUCAGAAGCAACUGCAGUUGAACUAUGUGGAGAUGUAUCAGAAGAACCAACUCCUGGAGCACAAGGUGAACGAGAUGGCCAACAAGGCCAACAGCCUCUCCCACGCCGCGGAUGAAAAGAAAACGUGGACUCCAUCCAGACUGGAAAGGAUAGAGUCCACAGAAAUCUAAGGAAAAGAAAACCGAGGCAUUUUGGAGGACAAUGUUUUUUCCUAAUUAUGGUGCCUGUAAUUCAGCUGGAGAUCUUCCCAAGUAGAAUAUGUGACAAAACCAGCAGCCUAAAUCUUUGCACUUGGCCCCUCAGAUAUACUUCGGUGCUCUACAAAUUACUUUUAUGGGGUGGGGAGGUUGGGGGGGGUGGGAAGCCACUGGUGUACUUUUGUGUUCCAGGGAUGGUUUGACAUCAGGAGGUCUUGUGUGUUGUCCUGUGGGCUUUUAGUUGCUGCUCUUUCUGUUCUGACUCCAAUGUGCUACAAUCUCGGCUCCCUUCUUGAAUUCUUCACAUGGCACGCUUAGCUCUGUGGGGUCCUUGGGGCUCUCUGAACUUGGUCGUUUCCUUGCAGAUGUUUCAUGACCCAGCUAGGUAACAUCAUCGAUGUUUUGUAGGAUAAACAGGCAGGAGACCAGCAGAGUGUCUCCAACAGAAGAUGAAAACUCCUACAUAUGGACAUAGAUUUAACUAUAGUUUCAGCUGGGAAAGGGUGAUCGUCUUAGAUCCAUGAUGGCAAACCUAUGGCACGCGUGUCCGAAGUGGCACGCGGAGCCAUGUCGCCUGGCACACACGGCAUCACCCGUUCCUCUUCUGGGUUUCUGGCGCACAUGCACGCACGAUGAUCACGCCUUCGUGCGCGUAGCAGGGCCGGAAACUGUUCUGCCCCAGCUGGAAACUGUUCUGCCCCAGCUACGGAUCCCAAAGAACACAGCACGCACAAACUCUGAACAAAACUUAGUUUACUCAAAUAACGCAGUUUUAGCAAAUGCCAGCUCUUAAUAAGCAUUCUUAACAGCCUGCCAGAAUUCCACAGAUAAGAUAGUUAGAGUCUUACUGGAGUUGGCAGAAAGCUCAGAAGCAAAGUUGCAGAGAUAUCCCAACUCAAUGAUUAGCGAACUAAAGUUGUUUCCUGCAGCUUGUUACAAGCUGUGUGCUUUCUUAAAUAGGCUAAGGGAGUGGCCAAUUAGCCCCAAGCCUUACUCUUGAGGAGACCUCCUCCUGAGGAACCACUCCUGCCUUUUGGCAGCUCUGCGCGCCCGUGCAUUGAGAAGAGGCUCCUCCUCUUCUUCCUCUUCACUUAAAGGAGCCUCUGGAGGUUCUGAAGGCCCUGGCUGAAUCCCUGUCUCUGGCACCACAUCUUCUCCAGCCUCCUCACUGUCCGACUCAAGCGCCAGCUGCACAGGCUGCUGGCGCAGCACCAUACCAGCCUCCUCGUCGUCGGGAUCAGCAACAAUCCGCGCAGGCCGCUGGCGGGCCACAACAGAAACUGGAAAAGCUGAUCUUCUGUUUUUCUGCGUGAUCAUGAGCGCCGGCCACUUUAUCGUCGCACACGCAUGUGUGCCAGAAACCCAAAAGAAUAGCUGGCCGGGGCAACUGGAAGUUUAUUUUCAGGUGCACGUAUGGCCCUGGGCAGCUCCUCGUCUGAAUUGCGACCCAGAUGAGCGUGCAGUGCCGAAAAGAUUCGCCAUCACUGUCCUAGACCAAGUUAAGUCCAUAAAUGCUAGAGAAUUCCUGGAAGCUGGGCACUCCGACAAAUCAGCCAUCAACAGACACAUAGGGGUAAACAACACUUACACGCCAUUCAAAAGAGACAAUCAAAAAGCCCAAAAGGAAACAAAAAACACUUCCUCACCAGCAAUCAUCACCCAGAUAAGGCAGAGAUUAAAACUGAGAUUAAUACUAGACCAAUCCUGAAGAGGCUUGGGGUAUGUACCCCAAUCAAGGAACUACCAACUCAAGCGAACAAUAAACAACAGCCUAACGAAGGAACUACCUGGCAUAACCUCCCACCAGCACCAACUUGUAUAUAAACAGAGAGCAAACCCCACUCCUUUCUAGCACUGAUGAUGUUACCUAGCUGGGUCAUGAAACGUCUGCAAGAAAAGCCCCGAGCUCAGAGAGCACCAAGGACUCCUCAAUUCAACCCGGAGCUACAAAUAUUCUCUUCUAUGAGAAUAGAAGUUCUGAAGUCAGGGCAGGUGGGAUUUUUCUGACCCACCUGCUCUUUUGCUCUAUCCCUCGGUGAAACUCUCUUUUAACUUCCAUCACUCCAGGAGAAGACGGUGUGUGUCUCGCCCAAAGAAUGCCACGUUUCUCUGAGAAAAACGACCAUUCCCAAGCUUCAUUGAGAGGAACCCCUACCUACCUGUUGAGCAGAUUAAAAGUAGUCUUCAAUUAUAGGAUACCUUUUUUUUUUAAGCCUGCCAGAAAUUAAGGGACAUCAUUUGAAAUCCUUUCAGAGUGAUCUUAGGUUCGGAAGCAACCCUGAUCCACCAUCCAUGGAUUGUUGUGACUGGGUCCUUCUGGCACUGUUAUAUAACUGUGGGGUACGGUGAGGUCCUUUAGACCAGGGGUCUCCAACCUUGG